AUGCCCGCCGCCGUCUACCCCAGAUUUCAAGCUGCCGCCCAACGUGGUCCCCGCGGCCUGGAGAAACACCCUCUGCUGCUCUUCCAGCGUAGCCUCGCGGCUGCGGCUGUUGCGGCGUGGCUGGACGGCUCUGGCCAAGGGGUGGCAAUGAGACUCCAUCUCGGGAAGCCCAGACGGCCUCCGACCCGUCCCAUCGAGCAUCGUGGGCUCCAGAUGAGAGCCCCUCCCUCGUCGGCGGUCAGGGACGAUGCUCGCCAGUGCACAAUUGCAUCAAUGGGCGAAAUGGCAUCCAGCAGCAUCAGAGCCGAUGGCAUCCAGAGCACUAUGAUGUGUGACGCAGCGCUCGCGCCUGUUUGA
Molecule: messenger RNA, 357 nt
Organism: Mytilinidion resinicola
Lineage: Eukaryota; Fungi; Ascomycota; Dothideomycetes; Mytilinidiales; Mytilinidiaceae
Exons: 2
Coding region: 1-357 (118 amino acids)
Source: RefSeq, a predicted model, not a curated record